CCGCCAAAAUAAUUAGCUAUAUAAGUAAGCAACUGUCCAGACAGGGCUUAGUUAGUAUUGAGCGCAACAGCUACUGGGUUGCAGUCCGACGCGGAUAAGUUAAACAGCAAUAAGCAUUCGGGAUUUAACAAUGUACUCCAAGACCUUAGGCCUAACAUUGGCAUUACUCGUCUUAUGCAGUGCCAUAACGCCACAUCAGGCAUGGGAAAUACCCGAUGUGGUGAGGAAGCAGGUGAAAAAAUUGCAUGCGCGCUGCAUAACCACAACUGGCGUCUCCGAAGAAUUAGUGAGCCAGGCGCAUAAGGGUGAUUUGCCAAACGAUCAAACCUUUAAAUGCUUUCUGCACUGCAUGUUUGAAAUGGUUGGAUUGAUCGACAGUGACAACGUUAUGCACUUGGAAUCUCUGGUUGAUGUCUUGCCAGUGGAAAUUCAUUCAAAGAUUUUGAAUUUAGUAGAUGCCUGUGGCACGAAAAAGGGUGUUGACGGCUGCGACACCGCAUAUCAAUCGGUUCAAUGCUACAUCAAAACGGAUGGACCUUUCAUCAAAGCCGCUGUUGAUGAUUUGCUCGGUUAAUAUAAAACUCACUUGAACAAUUCACGAUCUAUAAUUCCCAGCAGCAGCAGACAGCGUAAAAUGCGCAGCGCUUCAAUUUGAACACGAAUUAAUUUACCCUGCAACAAAAAUGAAACAUUACGAAUAAACCGUUUAAAAACUAGCAUAUUGAAAACCCUACCCUUAUAUUGUCACGAUAGUAUAAAAAGUCUUUUAAUCUCUGGAUAAGCGUACCAUCCGCCAACUGCUUAGCUAUGUCCAAGUGCUGGCAGAUCAACACACGCAGCAGCUUCAAGCACAGAUACUGAGGAUGGCCGUAGAAUGAAGGCUGUGCUGUGCUGGAAGACGCUGAAAAAUAAAUGUAUAUUUACAUUUCUAAUAAAACUUAUUGUUUAUGCACUUA
This is a messenger RNA of Drosophila virilis, 956 nucleotides long. RefSeq names its product Odorant-binding protein 69a (gene Obp69a). The record is from RefSeq and is a predicted model, not a curated record. NCBI's taxonomy places the organism in Eukaryota, Metazoa, Arthropoda, Insecta, Diptera, Drosophilidae. Gene Ontology annotation, molecular function: odorant binding. Gene Ontology annotation, biological process: sensory perception of smell.